Messenger RNA from Papilio polytes (common Mormon), 3190 nucleotides. RefSeq names its product coiled-coil and C2 domain-containing protein 2A (gene Cc2d2a). Gene Ontology annotation, cellular component: ciliary transition zone. The transcript has 10 exons. Bases 65 to 3190 code for a protein of 1041 amino acids. The record is from RefSeq and is a predicted model, not a curated record. NCBI's taxonomy places the organism in Eukaryota, Metazoa, Arthropoda, Insecta, Lepidoptera, Papilionidae. Gene Ontology annotation, biological process: protein localization to ciliary transition zone; non-motile cilium assembly.
UGGUAUAACUGAUGGUGAUUAUAAAACAGAAUGGAAUAGUGUAUUCGAGAUUGAGUAUUUGGAUAUGCUUGAUAAAAUUGAAUUCGAAUACGCAAACGCUUAUUUGGAGUAUAAAGAAAACAAAUCGAAACUUACAAAUGGAUUUGAAAAGAAAGCUAUAAGUAAACCGAAGCUUGUAAUAGACGAAGUUAAAAUUAAAAACGACACAGAAACAUUAGUAGAUAAAAUUUUUCAAAAAGAUAAGAUAGAAAUAAUAUUAAAAAGUAAGAAACAUAUGAAAGAUCUUUUAAAACCUAUACAUGUAUUGGGAUCGAAUGAUUAUUACUUAAAGGUAUACGUAGAUGAUGUUUUUGUAUGCCAAUCAGAACUGUUAACGGUAAAAGAUUUUAUAAACAGUAUGGAAAUAUCGGAAACAUUUUCAAUUCAAAUAUUACCAAAUAAUAAAAUACUUACUAUCGUUUUGUAUGAGAAUGAUAUUCAAGUUUCAUGUAUAGAUUUAAACAUUGGAAAAAUUAAAAAGAAUAUAACACAAGCGGAUGUUAAACCGUUUAAUUUUAACUUUACUAGUGACGUAAUACAUCCAAGUAAUAAAUACGUAGGCAGUGGUUUUGGUAUAAAAGAAAUAGCAACAGAAAACAAUGUGAGAUUGAAGAGUGGGAAUUUAUUUAAAGGUAAAUUGAACACAGCUUGCGAUGUUAACAUUAAAAUAGGUUGGAAUGAAAAUUUUCACGCAAAUAGUCACGAAACUGUCUUAAAAUCAAUUAAAAUGGAAAAACAAAUUAAACGAUAUUUAAAUGGCACUGAUAAACCAGAUAUUAAUAACUUAAUACAAAUCAUAAAUAAUUUAUUCGAUCGCAAUAUAGAAAAUGAUGAAAAAGUUGUAAAUACUUUAACAAAGGUAUGUAAAACUAAAAUAAAGAACGAGUACGGGUUUUCUAUUGAAAAUAAUGAUGAAGAUAUAAGACAUGAAUUAUUACAUUUAAGAAAUAAAGGUGGAUUUAUUAACGUUGAAAAGAAAUUGGUACCUCUAUUCCCUAGUCAAAUCUCGACAGAACAAACUAGCGCUUUACAGAAAACCAACCGACUGAUAGAUAUACAUAACUUUGAUGAGAAUGAAGACAUAGAUAUUAUAGAUUUACAAAGAUAUUUAGGUCUAAAGUACAUGCAAGGGUUAAAUGAUAAUUUACAAAGAACCGUUAAUGAAUUUCUACUGCAGAAAACACAUCGAGAUGUAGUCAAGGAUUUUAAAGAUCUAAGUUUAAGGGGUAUCUUAUCGAAUCAAACUAAUUUGAUCUCAUUGUCCAUAUUCUCUCAUGUAACGAGAAAUCAGUUAUUGAAGGAAUGUGAAUCGACGGAACACGAAAUCCAAGUGACAGUAUUGAGAGCUUUCAAUCUACCAGACAGAACUGCUGAUAUGACAGAAGAUAACGAAGAUACAGAAACGAUUGCAGGAUUCAAAUUAAGUCCGUUACGACCGUACGUGAGUUUGAGUUACCACGGUACGUCAGCGCAGAGCGCGCCAGGCAUUGGCUGCUACCCCUCCUGGAACCAGACAUUGAAGAUUCGGACAAAAUUCAGUCCGUUGUCGUCGAUCCACGUGAAUGUGUACGACGAGUGCAAAGUGAGCUCGAGGUCGCUGCAGGCGGCUGGCGGCGGACAGAAGCGCUGCGGCCGCUGGCUCGCCAAGCUAGUGUUGCCACUUACCACGGUAUUAAACGUAGGCACGCUCCGUGGCACAUUUAAAUUAACAUCACCGCCAUUGCUAAUCGGCUACGAGAAUUCAUCGACGAAGGAGGCGACGACUUUAAUACCACAAGUCAAGAGAAUGUUAAAGAAGAAUAUUUCAUUCCUCACACUACAUGUUACUACAAGUUUGUCGCAUCUCGGCAAUGUACAAACGUACACACAACCGAUACCAAAUGUCUCCAAUGAUGAUCGGACAAUCAAGCAGCUAAAUGAUUUCCUUACCAGUUAUUUAAACGAUUUCCCUUCUAGAAGCAUCUCUCUAACGUAUGUAGAUAGUUCAGGUAAAAAUAAAUGUGUCACGGAAUUUCUACAACCUAUACCGAUACCGGAUUCUGAAUGGUUUCCGAAGAAUGCGAAAAGACCGGAAUCUGCGCUAUCUAAAAGCUCAGGUCAUUCGAAAAGUUCUACAAAAAGUAGCGGAAAGACUAAUGAAGAAAAAGACACUGUUUACAGUGGUUUUGAUACGAGCUGGAGAAGUGAAGAUAGUCAGUUGUCGAAAGCAUUGAAUUUCUCCAUCAGAUACGUAGCGUUGAUACCGACGUACGAAGUGUCAGGACCUCAAGUAGUCACGUUGAUUGGUUCGGAAUUGCUUCGAGUCCUCAAUGGUUCUCCGACAGAUCACACGAUACUCCUUGCUGGUUACUUCCUUCAUCUGGGCAUUAAGUGCUGGAUAGUAACAGGUGUGGGGUUGCCCCGCGGCUUCACCACAUACCUGCUGCUCAAAUACGACCUCAUCACAAGUAAAUAUAUAACACAGGAAGACCAAGUUUAUAACAGAGGAUUCUUUAAAAAGAGCGACGAUUUCGUAUGGCAUGUAUUUGAUGCGGUUAGCGGCGAACAAUUUGAAUUGAGAGAUAUCGCUUGUCCUCUCAAGACAGUGUUCUUUGUGUAUGAUGAACAGAAUAUAUGGGUCAACAUUCAGUCUUCGCAAGACUGCCAGAGUGUUUCAUUUGAUUUUUCCAAAUCAUCUGAUUGGCGACAGGUAUUUGCCACCCCGCGCCAGUGUGCCAGUGAGCCAGUGUCAGUGACGGAGCUGUACCGCGCGCCGGCGUACGUGUCCGGGCUAGAGGACUCGCUGGAGGCUAAGAUAAUGAGCAAGGUGCAGAAAUGGCGACCUCGUGCUAAAACCGUUUGGAACAGAUACUGCUGCGCGUUGUUACGGGAGACGUUGCCGCUGUGGGAGUAUUGGUCCUUCGACACUUCGGACCGCAGACCGGAGCCGGGACACAGAUUGAAACAACUAACGGCUACUUACAAGAUGUUCGGUUUCCCUUUGAAUAUGCACUACAUCAAUACGAAGUCAGUGUUAGCGAACGUAAAGGCGACAGCUUUUCAUGUCAACGACGACCCUAAUGUAGAAUUCGCGGUCGCCGUGCAGAUGUACGCUUACCCUAAUAACGUGAUCAGUGUGUGGGUUUACUUGGCUAGUAUUAUAAGAAUAUAA